Messenger RNA from Lytechinus pictus (painted urchin), 9018 nucleotides. RefSeq lists its product as uncharacterized. The transcript is spliced from 3 exons. The record is from RefSeq and is a predicted model, not a curated record. NCBI's taxonomy places the organism in Eukaryota, Metazoa, Echinodermata, Echinoidea, Temnopleuroida, Toxopneustidae. The coding region runs from base 529 to 5265 and encodes 1578 amino acids.
AUAUCACUUGUUGAUCUGAAUCUGCUCUGGUAGAGCUGUACUCUUGUAACUCUCGUGGUAUUACAUACAUGUAUACUCCAUGCUUUCAUGCUUUCUAUACCGUUCUACCAAUGCCUUUGUUGGAAGCCUGUAAUUAAUUGUCAGCAAUACUGCAGGAUAUAUUAACACCAUUUGAGAAAAUUCCAGAUAUACUCGCUGCCACUCGCAUUAUUUAUCCACACAUAUGAUAUCGUGUGAUCAAAACGUGCUAUUGGAUUUUGCUUGCACAUGGUACAUUGGAUAAGAAUAGUGCACAUCUGACGUUCGUAUGCACACUUUGCAAGAAAUUUGUGACAUCUUGCAAUUGAUGGAGGAGAGUUAUAUCCAGUUUUCAUGACAGAAGUUCACCACACGGCAGUCAAUUUAUAUAUUGAAAGUCCUCUGACGUAAUGAUGACCAACCUGAAGGACUAUGUCUCAAGUUUGAAAGAAGAGAGCUCAAGUGAAACGUGACUUUACCAAGGAAUAUCGAAAGCGGCAGGCAGAAGACAUGGCCACUGGGCAGCCGUAUAGGGUUCGCUACCCUAAUUCACAAAUUGGCCAACAGAUAUAUGAUCCCCGAACCCAUUCUUUCGCUACUACUCGGGGCCUUCACCCACCCAACCUAACACACUAUGUAACUAGUGCCUUCAGACCUGCAGGUAUACCUCAAGUGCCUUUACAGCAACGUUUGGUAUCGCCAGGAGUCAUUCCAUCCAAUCAAGAACAAUACCACCAGCAACGAACAGUGCCUUCUUGUGGCAGUGGAAAACAUGCUAUGCAACUUGGUCAGCAUCAGAAUCAGCAGCAUUUCUUCCAGAACCUGCCAUCGUCCAACCCAGCCAACAGAUUUCAAGAGAUUUCUGUGGAUGCUUAUCAAAGAGAGCCACCCAAUUCUGCUGUGCAAUCUGCUGCCCAAGUCCAGAAUCCUCAUUUGAUGCGUCGAUACCAUUCCAUCAAAGAGACAAAUGACAGCGAAGCACUUCAUCAAGAACUGCGCAUGCUGCAUGCUGUGCAUUAUCAAGAUGUAAACAGAAAAGAUGAGCUUGUGGACACCUACUGGAAACAAAAAAUUGUUUUGGACAAUAAACAAUUGGCACAGGCAUCAGGAGCUCAUCAGACAAGAUUUGGGCCACAAAUUAUAUCCAAUGGUACAGUUUUAAGAAAGAAGGUACUUGAAGAUACACAUGCACAUGCUCAUGGACAACAAGCACAGGCGAUGUACUUAGCAAGACAGGGAGAGUUGUAUCAAGAAAGGAAAAAUGAGUUACCCCUCGACUCAAUUAUCUCUCCAUCCCAUCCCCUAAUGGCCCGAUAUCCUCACGCACAACCUGAGACACGAGUCAAAAUCGAUAGAACCACGCAGCCUCAUGUUCCUCAUCUUGUGCAAUCUAUCAGACAUGUUGUCUCAAGUCCCAACAGUUCAGCUGGUAUACCUAGAAAUUAUCAAAGAUAUCAUCACAAAGAAAGAUAUAAUGUUCCCCAACAGUUUGAAACUAGAAGUCAGGGAGGUAUGAUGCCACACCAGAGUGUACAGCCCGUACACCAAGAAGUAUUCCAGAACCAGAGACUGCAUAGGAAUUUACCUCCACAGAUGCAUACUACCAACAUGAUGAGCUCUGAAGUUCGACUUAAACAAGAAACACAGCCAAAUGUGUCGCUACAGUAUAGUCAAAAUGUUGGUAUGAUGCCUAAUAGCACUGAGCGAAUGACUAUAAAAGCACAGAUGAGGCAAGUGAAUCAGUUGCAGACCAUGGGCAAUAUGAUGACAGGACAUAUGCACAACAGCAAUCUUUCAGGGCAGAUUAUGAGGAACAGAAUGUGUGAGGAUAUAGAUAAAAAGAUUUCUACUGAUGAUAUCAGCAAUGAAAACAGAAGGUUGUCUAAAAUGGCAGUUUCCAUAAAGGAAGAACAAAGGCAACUAAAGGAAGUCCUGGAAAAAUCACUUCAUAGAGCAGCUGUUCAGAGCACUCAGAAGACUUCCGUGGAGAGUUUAAGAAACUCAUCAAGUUACAUGUUUGCCAAUCCACCUUGUGUAAAUGAAUCAAUGCCUAGAAUAGUUAAAGUACAGAGUUUAGCAGAGCAAGAAUCAAAUGGUGCAGCAACAGGAGCACAAUCAAAUGCCACAAUUGGAAUUUCUGUUGGAAUUCCAAGAGGAGAUGGAUUAGGAGUUAAUCUGAAACCUUCCAAACCCAAAUCAGCCAUGAUAAAAGCACACCAAGAGCUCCAGGAAGUACCUUUAAAUGUCAAUAGAGUACCUUCUAUAGGAAGCCUGGAUAGUGAUAAUGGUCGUAAAGAUUCAUGGGAUAGUGGUAUUGAGUCACCACCUUGGCCUGAAAACAGAGAAGCAUGUGUGAUGAAUAUGAAAAGAGCUGCCUCAUGUGAUGAGAAGGCAUCUCUGAGUAAUCUCCACCAAAUUCAGAGGGGGAAAGUGAUAGAAAGAAAAUCAUCUAACAACUCGUUAUUGAAUACUGGAUUGGAUCUGUGUGCACAGGAUCUUACAAACAUUCCAACUGAGAGAAAUUAUUCAGUACCAAUACCCACGACCAGCAAUGUAGAUGUUUUGUGCAAUUCGUCAUUCAAAACUUUAAAUGGAAAUGCACAGCUUGUGGUUGAUGAAGAAGAAAAGAAGAGUAUUCCAGGAGGGCCAGUCAGAUGGAUGAAUCGUAAGAGGAGCCUACCCACCGAUGGUGUAUGCCCUGUCGUACCUAAGGUGAUGAAUCACAACUCUCAAGCAGUUGCUUUUUCUGAGUGUACGAGAGCAUGUGUCCCAGUCGAGGAGGCAAGAAAGUCUAUAGAAGGUCAAACAGUUACAACCAUGAUUGUUCAAGAUGAAUGUCCAUUAGACUUGUCAUUGAAGAAAGACCAGGAUGAAACUUGCAGUGAGAUUAAAGAAGUCCAGUCAAAUGAGAAUGAGGUCACAAUAGAGCAGAAACCAAAUAUAGACAACCCUGAAGAAGAAACAGAAAUAAACAGUAACAAAGUAAAGAGGGAAGAGGCAUUUGAAGGAGAAGGAAAUAAGGGACCAGAUGGUAAAGAGAGUGGGAUUCCAGGUCCUGAAAAUCAAAUGCAAGGAUACUUUGGUACAAUAAUGAUGCGUGCUCUGCAAAGACUAUGGUCUGAAACAAUAACUAAACUUGAUGGAGAGGAAGCAUCUAAAACCAAGCUAGAAAGUAUUGACAGUAGCGAUGAGGAUUCUGGAAAGUACUUCCAGCCGUCUUCUGUAACAACGUUGAAGAACAUACCACGAGUGGACAGCCCGGUUGGAUCAGUACAUGCUUUGGGGCAAGAACUUAUGAAGAAUAUGCCUUCUAGCUGCAGUUCUCCCCAUGCAUUAGAAGUUGCUCUAUGUGAACUAAUGCAGCAAUCCUCAGGAGCGUUUAGACAUGGGGGAGAUAUCUUCCAGCACUUUGAUAGUAUCAUCAAAAGAGAGUUGAUGAUAGAGAUAGAAAAACAACCCUUAAAGUGCAAGGAUGAAUCUACAACAGAAACCAAACAGGAAGAGGAUUCAUCAGUUACUGAAUCUGAUCUUAAUGAAAUGAAACCAGAUGAGCAAGCUAGUGAAACCAGUGUUCUUGGUGAUGGAAAUCCAUCUAUCAUGCUUGAUAGAGAGGAAGAAGUGGAUGAUUCACAGAAUCUUGUGAUUGUGGAAAGCUCAAUGUCUCCUAAGUCUUUACCAGAUACUCAAGCAACUGAAGAUAAAAUGGACCAUACCUCAGCCCCUGCCCCCAUUCUAAAAUCAUUUGGGCCACCUACACCUGUAACUGUAGAAUCUCCUGUUCAUGAAUCUUUCAUGUCUCCUGGGCAGAUGUAUGCAAAAGCAGCAAGAGAAGCUGCACAGAAAGCAGCAAAGGAAGCUGCCAACAAAGCAGCAAAGGAAGCCGCCCAAAAAGCUGCAAAUAAAGUAGCAGCACAAAUGGCAGCUCGGAAAGUAUUACCAGUGACAGAAGAUGGGGUCUCACAAGCACAACGUGGAUGCAGAUCAGCUGGGGAUGCCAAUGGAAUUGAUAUAAUCUCUUCAGAAAGAAGUUCACUUAGAAAGACAUCCCCAGGACCGUCUGGCCCACUGAAGCCAAAUACUAGCUUGUAUCAUAAUGCACAAGGAGACCAGAGGAAUUCUCAUCAACUCCAAAACCUUCAAAGAUCAGCAGCAGUGUUUGUUAACCAACCUCAAGCACCAGCUCAUCAAAGACCACAGUUCAUGGGUCAAGACAUUCGAACUGUGGUUGAUGGGGAAGAAGCUGCUAGAGAUACACGUAAUCGUCCUCAUGCCCUUGUUGAAAGACGAUCUAGUGAAUCUGCUAUUUUCAAACAGAAUGGUACAAAUCUAUCAAAGAAAGACAAAUUGCAAAGAAUGACGAGUGAUGAUUCUUUGAUUAAAAACUCUCUUAAGAAUUAUCGGACUAUUGCUCCAUCUAACAAGCAAAUCACAAAAGAAAACAGCUACCAUGUUAUGCCUCAAACAGUUUGGCGAGCACAAACACAGGAUGAUAAUGCCAAUAAGGUCAGAUUAGUGAAAGUGACAUUCAACAAUACUAUUCCAGUUCAGGCACCAUCGUCUGUGUCCAUUGUUCCAAAUGCUCAAUAUAUUCAGAAUCGGCUUCAUAAGUCACCCAUUGUUCUCCUACCUAAAUUGGUGUGUGUUGCAGGACAAACUUAUUCCGAGGUGACGCCUGUCAGUGGGACACAAACUUGCUCACCAGGGAACAUUGUUCCUCAAAAGGACAAUAAAGAAAGUGUAAGCAAUACUUCACCAGUACUACCAACAGUUUCAGUUCAGGUUCCUUCAAAUGAUUUUGCUCCUGUCAAAAGCAGUAACCUCCCACUGGUAAGACCUGUCGCAGAGAAGGUUCAUUCCCCAGAGCUGGUAGACACCGUCAUUGGUCCCUUUCACAUCAUACAAAAGCCGCCAGUAGAACCACCUUCUUCAAAGAAGCCUUCAGUCAGUGCUUUCAUCAUUAUUUACAAGAAAAUUAGUCUGCCAGGUGUUCUUCGAUCAGGGGUGCCUUUUGUACCACCUCGGUUGUUGCAGAUUGGGAUUUUCCCAGAAGAGACCUUUGAAGGAUUUUGCCAUGCUCUUCAGGAUUGUAACGUCAUGCAGCGUUACAUGACUGUACUUGAGAGAUCAGCCCUCUUCACAGAUCUGAAGCACAACAAGAUAUCAAGCUGCAAAUUAGUAUCUUUGGAGGAGUUUGAUCAGAAAUAUGAAAACAUCAAAGUGCUGAUGCAGAUCAGCAAGAUGACCUGAGAUUCUGUGGUUAUCACUUUUGCAGAUGAAAAUUGUGAAUGGGUCACUUUUUUCAAUGCAAAGGGCUCAUACUGACAAGAUGAAGUCUGUAUACCGGAACUGCAUCAGAAAAUCUCUAAAAAAGAUUAAGCAGAUCAAGAAGAAAAACUUGGUCCUUUGAUGUUUGACUGGUCAUCACUGUAGUUUCUUCAGAAAAUAGCCACCAAGAAGGUACUCAUGAAGUCAAAAAGUAGUUAUUUAAAGUUACCUUAAUUGAUAUUAUUCAACUGGAAUAUGCUCUUGCCAAUGUCAACAUAUACUGAAAUUUGUAGAGAGAUCAUUAGGCAACACAAAUACAUGUAAUUCAACUGCUACUGCAUUGACUAACAUUCAACAUGCUGAAUUGAAUGACCAUUAAGGACUGAUGUUAAAAAGACAACUGGAAUAUACCUAUCUAGAUUUUAAAAUUUGAUAUGCUGAAUCAAACGGUCAACAGUGACUGAGGCUGAUAAAAAACAAUAACUGAAAUAUCUAGAUAUCACAUUUCAAUUCAGAAAAUAAUAUGAUAUUCAUAUUAAAAUGAACAAUUGAUAAAGAUGCUGAUAAACAAAAUUGAACUGAUAUGUAAGAAUAAAGACUUGUUAAGGUCUUUAUAGAGGCAAGAUAGAAUCUGCAAGAUUAUAAAUCAAGCAAUAGUGAUUUAUCAAACACUUGCAAGGAGACUCAGAUUCCACCAAAAUUUCUUACCAUUUUGAUUGAUAAUGAUUAAUUAUUUUGACCUCCGCUGAGUUAUGUGGGCUCAGAUGUUUCAUGUUAACUGAGUUCCCAAAGAAACUGAUCAAACUUUACAAGGGUCUGCACAAAUUCCCCUCAGUCAAAAUGUACAAUAUUUUUACACAGACUAGCUUAGAUAAUCUUUACUAAGCACAAGCCUAUAAUUAAUAGAUUGGUUCAAACACAGAGAGCCUAUAGCCUCUCACAUCAAUUGGUUUCAGAACCCAAAGUCACAAAAUGGCAAAAGAGAGACCAAUGAAAAUGAGAUUAAACAAACUUCCCAGUUUAUCUCAUGUCCUUCACAGGCAUGUUUAAUUGAUUGGUUUGAUCACAAAGAAGUUAUACAGGAAGUUGAAAUAAGAAUGUCUAAUGACUGGAACAAUCACACAGCCACACACAGAUGCCUUGCUAACUGGACAUCCACAGGGUGGAUGUGCAUGACUGUGUGAUUGUUCUAGUCAUUUUGAUGUUAUUUUUCUGUAAUGUCUUAGUGAUUUAGCCAAUCCCUUAAACAUGCCUGUGAAGGACAUGUGUGAUAAACUGGGAAGUUUGUUUAAUCCCAUCUCAUUUCAUUGGUCUUUCUUUUGUCACUUUGGAUUGUGAAACCGAUUGAUGUGAGGGUGUAUAGUCUUUGUGACUGAACCAAUCUUUUCAUCUUAGUAAAGAUUAUUGAAGCUAGCCUGUGUUAAAAAAAAUUGUAAUUCUGACGAAGUGGAAUUUUUGCAGUGCCCUUAUAAAGUUUGAUCAGUUUCUUUUGGAAAUCAGCUUAUUUCAUUGGUUCUUGGACUCCUUGCAUGAAAUACACAUUUGUCAGGUCAUUUGAACUAGAUAUAUCCUCAGAACUUCUGGUUUAUAUUUUCCAUGAUACCCCGGUAUUUGGAAAUAAGCCAAUCUUAAAAAGGCCACUGCACACCUUGCGACUGUUCGCGAUCCGAUUUUGGAACAAAUCGCAUUUUGCUCAUUUUCUGAAGAUGUGAAUGGAACAUAUCAUUUUAUUUGAGGUUAAAAUUAAUUGAAAUAAUAAUAUUAUAACCAUUUUGAAAGAUUGCAAGCCCUAAUUUUGGAGUAAAGGCCAAAUUAGUUUCAAAUCGUACGACUGCUAUGACGUCAUUACGACUAGAUAUUCAAUUCGCUUUUAUUCUAAGAAGGAUGAUAGCAUAUUCACAAAUUUGAUCAAAGGUAUUCGUACGAUGAUUUAGAACAUUACUCAGUAAGAUAUUCCAAGUCUCAAUAUUAGCAUCAAAUUCUACUACAUUUUAUUCUUAAAUAGGGUCGCAGGCCAGUCGUAAUGUGUGCAGUCGCCUUAAGAUGCAAAAAUAUAUUUUAUAUAUAGGUACAUUUCAUUAAAAAAAGGUGUUCUGAAUUAUUAACUCACAAGGUGAGGUGAAACAUCAUUCCAAAUUCUUGAAUUUUCUUAGGAACUUUGUAUGUGUCUUAGAACUGCUCUCUUUAGGUUCUUGUAUGUCUUUAUUUGUCUUAAACAAUUUCACUUUCUUUUAGUCUUCUUUGUGCAGGGAGGGGGGUCUGUCAAAGUGUGUCUCUGUGACUUGACUUGCACAUCCAUUUUUAUUUGUCUAUGAGAUGUCACAAGACUUAUCAUCAGUGAUAACCGGCAUUUAGCCAAAUUUUUUGUCAACUUUUCAAGGUUGAGUUUCUUGCUUAAUAAUCAACUCUAUCAAGUACCAAAUUUCAGUUAAAAUUUGUAUUAUUUAAAAAAUUAGAGCAUAUUUAAAUUUUGUAUGACCUGUUAAAACCCCCUCCUUUCAUUUUAUGAAUUGUUCUAAACCAUUUUUUCUGUACUAUAGCAAUCUCUUGAAUGACACGUAAAAUGACACCUAACUUGAUGUUGCGCGUGUGCGGCGUGCAUGCAUUGAUUGAUUUUAUGAACUAGCAUAAACCAUGGAUUAUGCCUCUGAAAGUUAUGUGCAGUGUGCAUGAUACGCAUGGUUUUGUAAAGUGACCUAAAAUCCCAUGUUUUUCAUCAAAAAUAAAACAGUUUCUGAAAUGCCUAACUGCUUUAUUUCUAAUGUAAAAAAAAUGGAAUUAUGGGCAAAUCUUUGCAUAUUAAAUUGGUAAAAAUAAGUUCUCUGGUGUCUUUCAAAGUGCAAAGUUAUGAGCAUCUGAAAAACAUCCAAACUUUGAAGAUUAUCUUGAAAUUGUGUUUUAGAAACCAGCCGGGUGUGUGCCGGUUAUAAUUGCUGAUGAUAUGGGCAUCUGCAGAGUAAUGAAUAUACAAUACUACAUGUGCAGUUGCAUGACUGUAUAUCUGUAUCUUGAAUUUUCUUUUAUUACAAAAUGGCUUAAUUAUGGAGCUAGUCACACCCUCCCAUGCAUGCAUUUGUUAAACACAUUUUAUUGUAUUGUCAUUGCCUUAUUUGUGAUAAUUGGAUGUUACAAGUGUAGAUUAGUGUUGUUUGUCAACUGUGUCAAUUGUCCAUAUUCAUUUGGUCUAUAAAUCUAUAUUUGUUUGUAUUGUAAGUGUAUGAUGUAAAAGAAACAGGGAAUUGUACAUUUUUAUGAACUCAUCGGGCAUUACAAAUUUCUUCUUGAAUCACCUUGUACAGGUAUGUGUAUAACGUGUACUAUCAUUCUGAAAUGUACUAAUAAUAUUGCAUAUACAAUUUUUUUUUUUUUCAUUGUAUAAGUACUUUUUUCCCCAUUCAGUCCAGCAAAAUUUCAGAUCAUUCGGUUAAAGUAAAAAAUUAUUUCUGGCCAAUUGACUGAUAACAAGAAUAUUUGCUAAUAAUUACAAAAGCAUUUAAUCAAAUAUAAUGAUAUUUGUUUGAGGAGUUCAUCAGAUUUCUCGAAUUAUAUGAAAUUAUUAACAUGUUUCCAAGUCAUUAUAUUCCAUGAAACUUGUUGAUGAAAAUAUUCAUGAAGUAUCGGCAAUUUUGUAAGUAAAAUUCCAGGUAACGAAUAAAGGCUAAAUGUCAUUUCAAGUAAAAAAAUAUAUAUAUAUAAUUUGAAUUUUUGCCUAAUUUGAAAAGUAAAUGAUCACUC